AUGCGUCGCCCCGCCUCCAUGUUCGUGGUUGGGCGUUUUUUUCUCGUGGCCCCAUGGCUCCUCGUCUCCGCCCACUGCUCUAUUCUUCCUACCCCGCCGCAUCACCCUAAAGUACAAUCCGACGCUAAAACACGACGACAUAGACCUCCCCUCGUACGGGUCGGCACGUUGGUCGCACUCGCCUCGUGCCCCGCCGCAUCUUUAGCAGCGGCUCGCUCGCUGUCGGCCAUGCCACCGAAGCUCAACUUAGAUGGCACGCUCAGCACGCGCGCCUCCACCGUGCAGGAGCGGAUGACGGAGGAGGGGCAGCCUGGGACGUACUCCCCCCGUGUGGCAUCCAGCCAAGCGGCGAAAGGACUCAGCGGCCCUUCCCACGCAGGUGGCGCAUCGGCGAACCGCUUAUCUUCCUCAGGGCCUUCUGCCCUAGGCCAUACCAGGUCGCUGUCGCCGCCGCACCUGUCCUCGCACGAAAUAUCGCUCCUGGAGGACGGGGUAAUGGGUAUCUCUGACCCGGAGAUGGCAGCCAUCCUCGCUUCAAAGUCGCGUCACGGCUCGAGCGAGCGCUCUUCGCCGAUGGACAGACUCAGCGGAAUGGGGCCAGGAGGUUACUCGAUUCCGAGCAAGCGCCGCGCCGCACCUCUUACGACGUUAGUCGAUCACCAGCAGGCGCGCCAAGCCAUUCCUCAACACUCCAAGGACGGCGACGCCGCAGCCUCGGCGAGAUGCAACGACGAUAGUGCCUCUGAAUGCUCCUCCUCCGUACUGAGAGCGGCCUCCACCUCUCCCCAAUCUGUGAAGCGUCGAGGGACCUCUCCGUCUGCAAUCUCGCAUGCUUCAAGCGAGUCCGCCCCCGCAGUUGCAAGGGCUAGUCUUGGUGCCACGAGCUCGUCUGCGCUCUCACAGAGCACCAUCUCCAUCAUGACGGCCGAGCAGCUGUACAUAUUCGGAAAGCCGUUCCAGGCCUACAUGAGCGCCACCUCUACACGACCCUCAUCAACCGACACACAGGUGACGCUUACAGCCACCAGCGCAAGUGGUGCCCCCGCUGCCAAGGCCGCCGCUGCCUCUGGCACGCACAUGGCAACAACUUUUCACCACAACCCCUCACAGUACAUUUCCGCCCUCACCAGCCAGGGCGACUUUGUCGCGGCGGGUGACCGCACCGGGCGUGUCGUAGUGAUGCGCCAGCGCGAGAUGGCGGCUGGACCACGCCGCACUCUCCUCGACAUCAUCCAACGCAGCGGGGAGGCCGAAGAGGACGAGGCUGCCAAGCGUCACUCGUCAGCCACCUCUGCCGCCUCAUCGUCGUUUUCCCCGUCUCGCCACACGACGGCCCUCAAUCACGUGCGUGACCCGUACGACUUCUACGUCGCUCAGCAGGCCUACGUUCCCGUGAUGGAUACACUGAACAGCGUUGAGGUGUCGCCGACAGUGACAGCGCUGGCGUUCCUGCCGCGGUCCGGCCCCACAACGUAUCUCCUUGCGGCGAACGAAAAGGUGCCGAAGCUGUACAAGAUCAUGUCUGUGCGGGAAUCAGCCAAUCCCUUCCGUGCGGUAGACAAGAUUGGCACGAAGACAAUCGGCCCACUGACCGCGAGUUCACGCACGUCUACGGUGGCCAUGAAGCCGGCUUCUCGCUACGCCAUGAACCACGAGUACAACAUCAACUCCAUCUGCCCCAUCGCGUACAGCGAGCAGUUCGCGACCGCCGAUGACGCGACGGUGCUUCUGUGGUGCAUCGAGUACCCUGACACGUCAAUCGAGACCCACGACCUGCGCUCCCCCUACGAGGACGGCCCACGCGAGACGAUUCGCGCCGUCCGCAACUUCCCGCAUGAACCGUUUCUCUUCUUCGUCGCCACUUCCGGUGGCAGCGUGCGUGUUGUCGACACACGGCAGACACUUCAAUGGGGCGAUCAGGCGGCGCAGGCAUUCAUAAACCCGCCGCGCGAGGAGGACGAGCCGUUCAGCAACGUCACAAAUAGCAUCUGCGACUGCGCCCUCAGUCCCUCUGGGCGGUACAUCGCCGGCCGCGACUUCAUGUCCGUCUGCUUGUGGGAUAUCCGCAUGGCUGGCAACGGUGGCGCGCGCAACGCGCCAGCAACCCCGCGUCGGCAGGCCCCAGCUGCGCGCGGCGGCGAUGGAAACCCCGAAUGCAGCAUGUUGCGGCGCUGGGCUCUGCACCCGCACCUGCGCGACGACCUCGACACCAUCUAUCAGUCGAACCUCCUCUUUGACAAGUUCGAUGUGCAAUUCUUGUCGAGCCGACAGGUGUGUACAGGGGGCUUCAACAACACCCUCUACACAAUGGACGUGGAGGGCACCAGCGCCGACACCGCCAGCGACAUCCGUACCUUUCAGCUACUAAAGACGGAGGGGAUUUCCGAAUUCCGACGCACCACCGUGUCGGCGCACCGACCUGGCGAGAACCGCAUCAGCACUGGGCAGGGCCUCGGCUCACGCAUGACGCUCAUGUCGCGGCCAUGUAUGUCCAUGAGUGGGAUGUGCGGGAUGAUGGUGGCGUGCGGACAGGCAGUGCUGCAGCUCAGCUACAACGGAUUAUCGAGGUGA
Molecule: messenger RNA, 2571 nt
Organism: Leishmania mexicana MHOM/GT/2001/U1103
Lineage: Eukaryota; Euglenozoa; Kinetoplastea; Trypanosomatida; Trypanosomatidae
Product: protein phosphatase 2A regulatory subunit,putative
Exons: 1
Coding region: 1-2571 (856 amino acids)
Biological process (GO): peptidyl-serine dephosphorylation
Cellular component (GO): protein phosphatase type 2A complex; cytosol
Molecular function (GO): protein binding; protein phosphatase regulator activity
Source: RefSeq, a predicted model, not a curated record